Molecule: messenger RNA, 5619 nt
Organism: Vitrella brassicaformis
Lineage: Eukaryota; Vitrellaceae
Source: the annotation of a GenBank genome assembly
AUGUCGGCCAACAACCCCCCCAAUGCUCGCGAGAAGGAGAAGGAGGGCAAGAGCAAGCCCGCGCCGCCGCGCCAGAUCCGUGUGCAGCCUCGGCGAGGCGCCAAGGACAGCGCGAUCCAUGCGUCCUUCUGCCGGGAGGGAUGGGCCACUCUGACGCUGCCUGACGCGGUGAGUUAGAAGAGAACGGGCAGGGCGAGGAGAGACGUCAUAGGUCUGAGCUGUGUCGAUUAUGUGGUGCUCUGCAGGUAUUUGAGGCCAUCCCUGGCGACUGGCGGAGUGCGUGGACUAAGUUUGCGGUGAGCCAAGUCAAUUCAAUCCAGAGAGUGUGCAGUGCACAACGAUGCGCAUGUGUCCAAGUGUGUGUUGGUCUUGUGUGUGCAGGUGUUUCCGUACCGUUGGUGGCUGGUGUUCACGUCCUUCGAAGUGCGGGAGGAAGCCACAUUCAGAUUCUUGUAAGGAGGGAGGAACCGCCGGCACAGCACCUACACAGACACCACACACUUGGAUGGCCAACAAACUGUUCCUCAUGUCAUCGAUGUCUGUGUUGUGUGCAGCGGCCCUGAUGCGGACAUGUCUCCCCAGGGCGAGAGUUUCAACCCCGUCCACGACUUUGUGCUCAAGAACGUCCUCGAGAUACUCAAGUGCAGCGGCGUGGAGCAGCCCACACUCGACAAGGCCCUCAACGGCCGCACCAUUCCGUCCACACCCAACAGCCCCCGCCACACUAGUGCUGCGGCACAGGCCACCACCCCACCCGCGCACGGGCACACCCCACCGCAAGUCGAUGGCGCCAGCGCGCUCUCCUCCCCCCAGCCCCCCUCCUCCCAACAGCACCAGCACCAGCACCAGCCACAGCACCAGCAGCAGCACGCCCCCGCCACACCCCUGCUGCGCGACCUUCCCGUGGAGGCGCGUCUGACGUACCUGUCGUACAACCCGCUGCCGCUGGCCCCGCCGCCCGACUGGCUCAACACCGAGGACGUGCGGCACGUCAUGGCGUGUGUGCAGGAGCCAGAGCUCGAGGAGCUCGUGACGCUCAUACUGCCCCUGGCACUCAAGCACGAGUGCUACCACGACGACCGCAAGCGCAUGCUCGUCAAAGUCGGGCAGAAGCAGGGCGUCCUACUCACCAGCCCCCUCCUCGCCGACCUCUCCACCGCACUGGGAGGCGGCAAGGGCGGCGCCGGCAGGGCGGGACGGAUGGCGCGGUCGUGCGACCACAUCUCGGCGCAGCGCACGGUGAGGGGCGUGGCCAUCUACUCCCUGCGAGCGCGGCGUGACGACCUGGCGGCCCUCUUCGGGGUCCCCAUCAAGCGCGCGGCCCACCCCGGUCCGGUGCACUCGGGUGCGGGCCUCUGCUGCACGCGGAUCCUGGACACCGAGCCGGCGCCGCAGCUGGGUCACCUGUCGUCGGUGCACCUGCCCAGCAUCUGCCUGCAGCGGCAGGACACAGCCGUGGUGCUGCCGCAGCUACUGUACCAGUGCAUCGCACCCUACAACUCCCAAUUCAUCGCCGCCCACCAGCCACACCUGGCCUUCGCCCGACGCGAGUACGCCACCUCGCCCACCAAGAAAGCCGUGUGCGACGGCCGCAUCCACGACAGUGCCCAUCACAAGGGCGGGGGUGGGGGUGGGGGCGUGGGGGGAGGCCUGAAGAUCGGAGGGGCGUCCGGUCUAGACGAGGACGAGGACAUGCAGGGAGGGGGCGGGGGAGAUGCUCGUGGGCAGGGUCUGGGUGGGGGUGGGGAGGCUGCCGGCGCUGGUGCUGGCGGUGGUUUUGGUAGUGCUGGUGUGACGCCGGGCCCCAGGCGUCGGCGUGGGCGGGGCAACGCGCCGCCCGUGAGGCGGUCGCCGCGGCUGGAGGAGAGCAAGGACUCGCGGCCAUCAGGUACGUACGUACGCACGGAUGCAUGCAUUCCCCACUGACAGGUCAGGUCCACAAAUCCACUGCAUGUGCUAUCUCUGUCUGCUUUUUCUCAGGCUCGCCACCUCCUGCAGCAGCGAUGGCCGUUUCCUCUCCCAAUAUGUCGGGCGGCCCCCAGCAGCGGAAGGCGAGCGCCAAGGCAGGCCGCAAGCGGACGCGUCGCUCCAGUGGCCGGCCAUCGCCAUCGCCCCAGCCCAGCCGCCCCCGCUACCACUUCCGUGGGCGACCGCCCCCCGAGCCAUCCGAUGACGAGCACAAUGACAACGGCGAGGGCGACGACAACCAGACCCUGCACAGUCACAGCCACAGCGCCCCGUCUCCAAGCUCACCCACCGCCGAGCGCGCACAGCGAGACGAGGUCAAGAACGACGACGAGAUCGCCGCGCUCGACCCGCACCAGUUCAACAGCGUGUCGAGGCUCACCUGCCGCCGGUUCGUGAGGUUCCCCGUGGUACGCCACGCCCGGCUGACCCGCAUCGGCGCCCCCAUGCGGUCCAUCACGCCCUCUUUGGGCCUCAACGGCCGCCGCGGCCGGGAGCCGUUCGCCGCCGACAACGUGGGUAUGAGCCCGGCGCUCAACCCGCGGCAGCCGCAGGGCCUCAUCGGGACCGCGCCCACCAUCGGGUAUGCCUACAACCAUGCCGGCGAGGAGGUCGCCAGGGCAGCCGGGGGCCAGCGCCAGCAGUCCCAGCAGCAGGCGCGGAAGGACAAGAAGCGCGAGCGGGAGAGGGAGAGGGAGCGCAACCACCACAAUCGUCACGCGGGCAAGGGUGGGCUGGGGGCGACCCCGAACCCCUCGCCCGACCGGAAGCGUCCCCGCAAGAAGGACAAGAAGGCUGGUGGUAGGAUGCGGCAGCAGGACAUGGGUGGGUCGGGGGGCGAGUGGGCGUCGGGCGAAGACGGCAAUGGCGAUCCGUCGCCGCCCAUGUCGCCCUCGGGUGCACCAGCAGCAGCAGCUGCUGCAGCCGCGGCGGGAGGGGGUGCAGCUGGCGGUCUGAACCUGGGCGGCGACCGCACGACGUGGGCCAACUUCGCCAACACGUCGGCGUACAUCAUCGGCCAGAUGACGACCUACAUGCGCGUGUGGGACUUCUUGCGGCUGCGUCGAACGGCCAAGAGCAACUGCGACCCGAUCAUCACCAAGUGCUUCCUGCAGCACCUGAGGCUGUUCGAGGAUGAGCUGCAGGUCAGGAACCUCCCUGGCCUCACGCCCAUGCUCGCCGCAGCCAAGGAGGUCGACUGCAGCGCCAUCAACCAGGCCGGCGUCCUCUCGCCACAUGUGUGUUGCCUUGCGUAGUGUGCAACGGAGAGAAAGGGAGGGGACGGGUGCAUGCCGCAAUGGCUGAUGGAUGAGCGGGAUGAAUGCCUCUCUCUCUCUGUCUCUGUGUGUGUGUGUGUGUGUGUGUGUGCAGUCGAUCCAGUUUGUGAGUGCGGUGUGCAUUAAGGCCAAGAAGCUGUCGUUUGGCGUCAACUCACACGCUAACCUGUGCAAAGCGGUAUGCAAGACACACACACACACACACGGCCACACACGUGCUGACCUUCUCACACCUGCCUGUGCGUGUGUUGUGUUGAUCAGAUCACCCGGGCCCUCGGCCGUCGCCCGGAAGUCGUGUGCACCGAGGAAGCACGUAAGCUUUGUCUGUCGAGGCAAGAAAUGCACACAGGGUGGCAUCCAUCCACGUGUGGGUGUGUUGUGUGUGUUGUGUGUUGUGUGUGUGUGCAGGUUCCGGUAGUCCAACGUUGGAUUUGUGCGUGCAGCGGGAGGGCGGCAACGACCUCCACUUCCGCAUGCCGAUAGCCGUGCCAUUCCGGUGAGUGAGAAAGGACACACGGCACACACACAGACGGAUCCACGUCUGUCUACGACACGGAGAGAGGUGCCCGUCUGUCUGUCUGUCUGUUUUGUCUGGGUGUGUGUGUCUAUCUAUUGAUUGGUCACACACAGCAAGUUGUUGCGUUACUAUCGUGAGAUCAGCGGCAUCUCCGACGGCAUCCUCGAGCUCAGCUACGACAACCAGAGAACCAUCGUACGUACCACAGACAGCACACACCCGCACACACACACAUAACGCAACUGAAGAUGUCUGGGUGCGGUGCAUUCGUCUGCCUGUUAACCUGUCUGUCCUUCUGUGUGGGUGUAUGUAUCAGUUGUUGUCUGACAUGACGCCAGCUGACUACCGUAUGGAGGGCCGCGUGACGUUGUCCAUUGAGCAUCGCAAGGUCCUCCAGUACUCACAGAGGAUCUGGAUCUCACUCUUCCUCGAAGGUAGGUACUCACACACGAACAGCUAGCUGCACACACAGCCAAGAGGCGCAAGGGAGCGAGGGGGGGAGUGUGUAUCUGGUCCAUCUGUCAUGUGUUGUGUGUGCUGGCUGCUGUGGGCAGGUGACAAGGACUUCCCCACUCUGCCGCGGCUGCGCUUCAACGCCGCCAUGCAGACGCCUUUCUCGUAAGUAGAGAGAGGACAUGAAGCACACCACACCACACCACACCACACACAUGACGGAGACAAGCACCGAUACACGUGUGUGUCUGUCUGUGGUGUGGAUGUGUGGUGCAGUCGUUUGGCGGAGAGCUACAGCCGCAACGUAGGUAUCAAGGACACCGAAAUCGACCUCUACUUCCAGGUAGGUCACACAGGCAACAGACACACACACACACACAGACGCUCCAAACGAGUCCCUUGCCAGCGAUGAAUGAAGCGUGUGUGUGUGUGUGUGGUCUCCUGUACAGGGCAAGUUGCUGCCGCGUGACAAGACCCCCGUCGACUUCAAAAUGGCCGACAACCAACACAUCAUGGUAGCGAAGCCACUCACUCACCCCCCGGCGCAUCCACAUCUUUGUCUGCCUCCCUUCUUGUGCAGGUGCGCAUGAAGCCCGGGUGCACCCCUCCCCCUCCCGCACAGCCCAACAACAACCAGAACAACCAGCAGCCCCCCAACGACGGAGGGGCCGGGGGCGCCAACAACCAGCAGCCCCCCAAUGCAGGCAAUGGCGCUGGAGGCGACGGUGCUGGUGGAGGAAACAACCCUCCGGGCAACAACCCACCCCCGCCCCAACCACCAGGUGGCGGAAACAGUGACAACAACAACCAGCAGCAGCAGCAGCAGCCACAGGGGGGAGGGGGCGGUGGGGGUGGCCCCAACGCCGGUAGCGGUGAGAUAGUGGAGGCCCGCGGUCAGGUGCAGGUGCUGGCUGCAGCCUCGAGGUACCCGAUGAAGCGGUGGCGGCUACGCGACGACAAGGAGGGCCGGGUGAUGCGCACGGUGAUCCAGAAGACCAUGCGCGAGGGCAGCGGCGUGUAUGCGAUUCCCAUGCACGACAUCCUUGACGCUGGCGAGAAGACUGACGCUGCCACCGGUACUGGUGGGCCCGCUUUCGCACCCGCAACGGAGGCGUGUUGACGGUGGGGUGUCAGCUCGUCUCGUCACCACAUCCAUCCAUCCAUCCUUGAGUGUGCGCUGUGCUGCCUAGCUGAAGGACGAGGUUUGUUUUUUCCAGCCCUGCCUGCCUGCCGGCCUGCUUGCGUGUAUGUGUGUGGGGGGGAUGCGCUGGUGCAAUUGGCGUGCGUCUUGUGUGCGUGUGUGUGUGUGAGAUGGUGGGUGUGUGGAUUGAUUAUGUCGCGCACCACGACUCCCUACCUGCAAGGCUGGCUGCUUGCCUGAGGCACUGACUGAGGUACUGACUGACC